AUGGACGGUCUCACCAUCGUGGACAGCCGUCCGUGGGCGAAGAAGGUUGCGUUGGCUUACAUAGAGCGUCAUCCGGUCGACACGGCACCCCCCGUUGUUCGACAAGAGUCUCGGGUACAUCAGCGUGCAACAAAGAAAACGCCACGCAAAAUCGAAAAGGCGCCCACAGGCAGCCUUCCCGCUCCCGGUACCGUCUCCCCACCAAUUCGGUCAUCAAAGCCAUCAAAGCCAUCUCGCGCAGGACAGGUCGUGUAUAGCGGCAUAUGCAAGCUACUCCACUCGAAGAGUCGGUCGCUUAUUUACAUAGUCUCUUUGGCCAUGGCCAUUGAUGAAGACAAUGAUGAAGCAUUUCUGAUACUUUCAGUAGCUGAUAAGGUCAUCAAGGUUCAUAAUGUCUUGGAGCUUUCUCAGCCCCAAGCCAGCGAGGACUGUUGCCUUGUUGCGUCCGAGAUGACUGGCGAGCCAUUCACCUAUCUGCUGCAGUUCUCCAGCUCUUCCGAGUCUACAACGUUUCGUCUAUACUUGGAGAACUUGAAAAGGGCUGUUUCUCGAAGGAAAGGUGCUCCGAGCGGCGGUAACGGCUCCGCGGCAGCCAACACUGACGCUUCGAAGCCAGUGUCAGAUAACUCGGCUGCAGUUACAGCACAGUCCUUCCCAGGGCUGAUUCGGCCAUCCCCGAGCGCGGGAGAUGCCUCUAUUGAAGACUUGAAUGUGAAUUCAACAACCUCCUCGAUGGUGCCUCAAGCAAGCGAUGCUGUCUCAAGUACCGGCGCUGAGGUUCCUCGGCUUGUAGAUGUGGAACCUACUCCACAGCCGAUGGGGGAGACAAAGAUGGCGACAAUCGAAGAUGCUGCCGAAAAGCUUUUUGAUCUCAUCGGUAAGAUUCUACCGGAAGCAAAUGCUGCUGGUAUGCAUCUUUGUGAAGAUGAGAUUGCCGAUAUAGAAGAGACGGCCAUUGACAGCUGGCUCACGAGGGGCUUUCUCAAGUCCGAGUCAGACGACAUGAGGUCGGAGCUUCUUGACCUUCUCCGUGUUCUUUUGCGCAUAAAGCGCAAAGCCGAGUCACGGUCGGUUGCCCAAAAAGCCGGCAUCAAAUCUCUCGAGAACUUCGACAAGGAAGGUACUAAGCCUCGGCAAAUCAAGUAUAGCGUUUCCGAAAUUGUGAAACUGGCUAGCAAUAGGGCCCAGGACGUUCGGUUAUCCAGCAAGACGGCAGUUUUCCCACCGAGGAAACAUGCAACCGGCGACUUUUCUCCGACUGCUGCACUGACUGGUGUGUCCAAACAUAAGGCUCGGUUGAGUGACAGACCAGAAUCACAGCAACCAUGCCCACCUGCCGUGGCUCCAUCACAGUCCACCUAUCGACCACGCAAUGACGGUCAGCCACUCACGAGAUCAUCUGAAGAGAUCGGUGUCGGGAGCGCAUCCAAGUCAUGCACAAGGCCGGGAGCGGGGGGUCUUUGCACAUCACGAUGGGCUCAUGGUUAG
Messenger RNA from Ustilaginoidea virens, 1488 nucleotides. RefSeq lists its product as uncharacterized. Lineage: Eukaryota; Fungi; Ascomycota; Sordariomycetes; Hypocreales; Clavicipitaceae. The transcript is spliced from 2 exons. The record is from RefSeq and is a predicted model, not a curated record. Bases 1 to 1488 code for a protein of 495 amino acids.